GUUCGCUCGAGCGUCUCCAGGAUCCCUCAGUCAGAGAGGAGCAGCGGGAGAAGGAGACGUGGCCGGACGGCAGCAGCAGCGCAGACGUGGAAAAAAAAUAAGCGUUUCCUUUCCGCUAUGGCUGUGUUUAUCUCCUGUGGGUGAUCGUUCCUCCUCACGUUUUACCAGGUCUCCGGUCGGUCAUCGGCUCGUUUCGCCUGCCUGAGAGGAACCUGCCUGCCGAGAAAGGAUUAAGCAAGGAAUCUCCCACCUCUCCUCCGCGGGUUGCGAAUUCUUGGCCCCCGAACCAUGGGGAACCAGCUGACCGACAUCGCCCCCAACCCGUCGUUCCUGCCGAGCUUCCAGUGUGUGCACGUGGUUGUGAUUGGCCUGGAUUCGUCUGGGAAGACCUCGCUGCUCUACAGGCUCAAACUGAAGGAGUUUGUCAAAACGAUCCCCACCAAGGGCUUCAACAUGGAGAAGAUCAAGGCGGCGGUGGGGGCGUCGCGGGCCACAAACUUCCAGGUGUGGGACGUGGGGGGCCAGGAGAAGCUGCGGCCCCUCUGGAAGUCCUACACCCGGCGAACGGACGGCAUCAUGUUUGUCGUGGACUCCGCCGAGCCGGAGCGCUUGGAGGAGGCCAGGGUGGAGCUGCACAAGAUCACCCGCACCUCGGAGAACCAGGGGGUGCCGGUGCUGGUCCUGGCCAACAAACAGGACCUGGACUCGGCCCUGUCCGUCGGCGAGGUGGAGAAGCUGCUGUCGGUGCGCGAGCUGGGCGUCUACACGCCGUACCACGUGCAGGGCUGCAGCGCCGUGGACGGCCAGGGGCUCCAGACGGGCCUGGAGAAACUCUACGAGAUGAUCCUGAAGCGGAAGAAGACGGCGAAGCACAGUCGGAACAGAAAGAGAUGAACUCUCUCUCCGCUGAGGGAUUGUGGGGGCGUAACCCCGUCAGGAGAUCCUCUCGGUGUUGGGACACUUCCAGCCUUAAUGAGGCCCUGUUUUUUUUUUUUUUUGUUUUUUUUUUUUGCCCUGAAGGAGAGCGAUUUGUGCCAACAGAAUAACACCAAUUACAAACUGCCUUUAGGGGUCGGCAGAAACGGACUUGCUCACAACGCCGAAGCAGUAUUGACUUUCUCGGAGCGUAACGAUUUAACGUUGACAGCAGUUAGUCAUCACUAAGUGCUCGUUUAGGCCAUAUCUAAAGAAGAUUUCUAAUAGGAACUAACACAUUUACACACUGAAAUGGCAGGAGGAGAAAACCCUUGACCGGCUUUCACUCAAAGGCUGUUUUUUAUUCUCUAUUUAUUCUACGCUUCUGACUGCGUGCUGGACAGAGGAGGGAGAAGACUUAUUUUUUUUUUUUUUUUUAUUUCGUCAAUGCGACGUGAAACAGUGUUCUGUGGUUUCAGAGGAUGGGUAAUUCACUGGAAGAAAGCACAUUCCUGUCUUUAGCCCACGCAGAUGUUUCGUUUCAGUUGCUGGAUCUCGAGCGUUUCUACGAGUUGUACAUUUUUGUAAAUUUUGGAGACUGAAUAAAUCUAAGCACUGUAUGGAAA
Fundulus heteroclitus (mummichog) is the source of this 1541-nucleotide messenger RNA. RefSeq names its product ADP-ribosylation factor-like 4D (gene arl4d). The record is from RefSeq and is a predicted model, not a curated record. The transcript is spliced from 2 exons. The coding region runs from base 289 to 894 and encodes 201 amino acids. Gene Ontology annotation, molecular function: GTPase activity; GTP binding. Lineage: Eukaryota; Metazoa; Chordata; Actinopteri; Cyprinodontiformes; Fundulidae. Gene Ontology annotation, biological process: vesicle-mediated transport; intracellular protein transport. Gene Ontology annotation, cellular component: cytoplasm.